CUGUUCAGUUGUUCAAAAUCUACCCCUUGCGGUAUUGACUUAAAUCUUGCAUACGUACACAUUUCAAACCUUGAUGUGGAGACUGACUUCAGCCUUGCAGUGUAUAAUAAUCCUCGAAAAAGAUGUCCUUUAAUAUAUUCACAAAAGCAUUUUGUGUGCUUUUUGAAAUCAGGCAUUGCUAGCACUGUACCCAAGAUAUAUUUAGCCCUUGUAUUCCUUUGCUUGCUGACCCCAUUCCCAUGGAGAGUAUGUGACAGGCUAGGGCAAGGCUAUAAAUGUCACAUGAUUCGCUUCAGCAGAGAAGCAAGUGGUGGGAGGGCAAGUGCACAAUCAUGGCUUGUGUAAAGCAAGAAGUAGGUACCAAUGUUCGGAGCCCAGAAACUGAGAAAGAUUUCAUUGAGGAGGAUCAGCAUGCUAUCAUUGUCGCUCCUGACGUAGUGCUCCAGGUGGAAGGAGAGUUAUUCUUUGUGAACCGCAAGCAUUUGGCCCAGCUGAGUCCCUACUUCCGAGCCUUGUUCUUCGGUGGCGGUCGGGAGAGCACUAGGAAGCACAUUGAGAUUAAGGGAGUUGGACUGCGGCAGUUUCACACCCUGAUGGAGUUCACAAAGAACUUAAAGCUGACCCUGGACAGAAAGAACGUCCUUGAUAUUCUGGAGGCCGCCGACUUCCUUCAGUUGGACAGGGCUCGGCUACUCUGCUGUAAGUUCUUGGAAAGGCAAUUGCAUCUUAGUAACUGUUUGGGAAUGAUGGCAUAUGCUUGGCAGCUUGGCUGUCUGGACCUCUACGCCGCAGCAAGGGAAGUAGCUUUGACCCAUCUACCUGCCAUAGCCUCCGAGCAGGACUUUAUGUUCCUUUCAAAAGAAAGCAUUGCCAACCUCCUCGCUAGCGACAACUUAAGCAUUCCCAGGGAAGACCUGGUCCUUGACGUGGCCCUUCGCUGGGCAGCUUUUGCCCCAAGCCGGGAAGAAGACUUCAUGGAACUAGUGGGCCUGGUUAGGCCUGAGUGCUUAAGUCUUCCCUACAUUACUGAUCUUCUGACCAAGAUAAACAGUUCAGACCCACGUGCUAAGCUAAUUUGUAAACUGAACGAUAACUUGCCCUGUAGUUGGACUAUGGGCAGGUCUAUCCCUAGAACUCGUUCAAGGGAAACUCUGUUUGUUCUCGGUGGGCCGCAUGAGCAAGAAGAGCAAUUGCUGUACCAGUUCCACCCCUACAGUGGAAGGUGGCAAUCUCAUCCACCCCUGCAAAAGAAGUGUCUCACACAGUACUCCGUGGCUGCAGUAGGGGAAAGCAUAGUAGUGACUGGAGGCUACUUUCGGGAUGUGUUGUGGUACAACGUGGAUUGGGUGAGCAUUUAUCAAUGUGCCAAUGAGCAGUGGGUGGAUGGCCCGGCGAUGCAAAAGUCCAGACACAGCCACUGCUCAGCGGCUCUGGAGUUCAAGCUGUUUGUAUUUGGCGGUAGCACGGAUGAGGGACCUGUGGCUGACGUUGAGAGAUUGGUUCUGGGAGCAGAAGAAUGGGAUGCCGUCAGUCCCAUGGUGAGGGCUGUGGAAAGGGCGGCUAUUGUCAGUUUGGGGACUUGUAUUUACGUGGCCUGUGGUCUGGAUGAGAAUGGAGAAGUUUACAGUGGGAUUCAGAGGUACAGGCCAGAGGUUGACCAAUGGGACGUGGUGUCAUAUUCUCCAUUCCCACGUUACGACCUUCUUGCAACAGAGCUCAAUGGUGCUCUUUAUCUGCUGGGAGGACAGGCUCUGCGCUUAGACAUCGACACAGACGAGUGGACCAUUCUUCAAGAGGACUGUCUGGACAACAAAUUCUUCACAGGCUGUGCCACAGUAAACGGGCAGAUUUACAUACUGAGCGAGAGGAAGAUUAACAAAACAUUACCAAACAUGAUCCUACUGGACCCUUACAUUGACACUUGCUUAGAAAUUGAUGAUAAAAUACCCUGUCCUGUACCCAUAAGAGGUUCUGUCACAAUGCAUGUGAAUCCCUUCUGAAGCCAUGUUAACACGGUUCUUUCGUUCAGACAAAUGACAUACAAUAAACCAAAUACAGAAACAUUUUGUUGAGCAAGGUUGGGGAUAAUUAAUUAUAUGAGGAUCAUUGUUCUUAACAUUUAUAUUGUUAUUCAAAAGGUCACAGAGAAAAUGGUGGAGUGAGAAACAAGUAUGCAAUAAUAACACAGUAUCGAAGAUGGAAGUUCUUAUUAAUAUAUCCCUCUUCUGUCAUCGUUACAAGUUAAAAACAUCUGCAGUAUGUUAGUAUUAAUGAAAUCAGAGCACAGUAAAAUCCCAAUAACUAAACAUACAAAAACAAUCACAGGUCAUUUUAAAACAAAAGUGAAACAGUGUACGACAGAUGCACAGAUUUCAGACAAAGGCUCAGUUUAUGGCUAUAGUGCAAAUAAACAACUUAGGCUAGGUGUGUGAAUGUAUUCUAAACAUUAAUACAUUUCCAGCCCUAUGCAGAACAACAAAAACAUUUAGCCCUUGGAGCAGAUUCAAUAAUCAAGAAAUGAAGGGGUCUACAUAGGAGUCCUCAAAUCCCACUGCCCACUUUUACUUUUAAGAUUUCUAUGCACAAAUCAUCGCAUUUCUUGUAUGAUAAGGCAAUGCACAACAAAAAGUACUAUCUUACAAAACAACAAGCCCCAGUAGUUCCUUGCAACAGUAGCAAAAUCACAAAGACAAUUGGAUAUUUCACCAAUAGAUGGCGCUCUAAGUCUUUUCUAAGUGGACCACAAA
Molecule: messenger RNA, 2747 nt
Organism: Rhinichthys klamathensis goyatoka
Lineage: Eukaryota; Metazoa; Chordata; Actinopteri; Cypriniformes; Leuciscidae
Product: kelch-like protein 23
Exons: 3
Coding region: 276-2000 (574 amino acids)
Molecular function (GO): protein binding
Source: RefSeq, a predicted model, not a curated record